UCAUAAUAAUUAAUUUGUAAAUGUAAUAAAAUCUCUUUUUUCUUAUUACAUAUAUAUGAAAAUAAAUAAACAACGAAAAAUGACUUCCCCCACACAAGUGUUAAAAAGUAUUGGACCAAAAUUGGUUCCAUUCCUGAAGACAAGUGCCGUAUUUUUUGUGCUACAAAGUCGUAUCGAAAAAGAAACAUGGCUUUAUUUGCUAAUCAAAUGUAUACCAAUUUUAUGUCUAAUCAUGUUCGUUUUACUUCAUGGUAUGAGUUUUUCAGAUGAAUACGCCUAUUCUCGUCGAAUCAUAUUAGGUUUGGUAUUUUCAUGUCUUGGCGAUGCACUUUUAGUUUGGCCAAACAGUCAUUUCCUGUAUGGUAUGGUCGCUUUUGGGAUCGCACACAUUAAUUAUGUAGCGGCAUUUGGUUUCAAACCAAUAAACCUGCCCCUUGGAAUUAUUAUGUAUUGUACGACAAUUGCAGUUAACAGCAUCUUAUUAAGGGAACUGGAAGGUUUAUUACUCAUAUUUGUACCAGCUUACAGUUUAUUGCUUACGACGACCACAUGGCGUGGAAUCGCAAAAGUUCAACUAUUUGAGGAACUAUGGACGUGGACUAAAUUAUGCUCUUGUAUCGGUGGAAUUUCAUUCUUAAUAUCGGACACAAUUUUGGCGUUUAAUUCAUUCUACGCUCCAAUUCCAUACGGUGAUGAAUUAGUAAUGUCCACAUAUUAUUUAGCGCAAUUAGGAAUCACAUUAAGUAUAGUGGAUUCAAAAGAUUGCUAUCGAGCGGAACAAGCAAAAAAACAUCAAAUGGAAGGUAAAACAGAAACAUCUAAUGUUGUGAAAACAAAGAAAAUCAAAGAACAUUGAUGAAAAAAGAUUUAGAAGAAUGAGAUUUCUUUUUGAGAUCACGUUAAUUUAAUUUUAUAGGAAAUUAUUUAAAUAAAUUUGAUUUUUAACUCAGUUCUUAUAAAAUAAGAAAUUUUUAAAGUAAUUAAUCAUUUUUUGGUGGACAACGAGAUUGGAACAGUCCCUUCCACAAAGAUUUUAUCGAAGAAUAUUUAAAGAAUUAAAAUUGUCAGAAAUCAAAAAAUCUAAAUACACUUUAAGCAACCUUCUAUCCACGAUUACGUAAAAAUCUACGGUUGGUCGAAGAUUAUCUACAUAUCCAACGCCUAAGGGACAAAUUUCUUUAACUUUCCCCGAAAUAUUGACCACAGAUGUCGAGUAUAUUCACGUGAAUAUAAAAUGUUCUUUAUUCUCUACCAAAAAAUGAUUUAAUUCGUUAAUAAUUUUGCUGAAAUGUUUCAAAAAUGGGAAAUAAUUUUCCAUAAAAGUGAUGUCAGAUGGUGAUAUUAAGUAAAGGUACUUUUGAAAGAGUAGUUUUAUGCACCCAAAUGUUCCUUGUGUGGCAUCUUCUGGGUUAGGUGACUUUUUUUUAUUGGAAAAGUGUAAAAGACUGAAUUAUUAGACUGAAAGAUGUUUUUCUUGGUUAAUUAAAAGUCACUUAAAAAUAUGCGUCAUUUUAGUGAUGAAGCUAGGUCAUGGAGGUAUUAUAGAAGAGGAGAUGCAGUAACGUUGCACUUAGUCAAGCAGUUAUUAACUAUUUCACCAAAAAAACCCAUUUAUUUCAAUACUUUGUCCAUAAUCGCAUAUAGGUUAGGUUAGGUUAGAGUGGCUGUCCUGGGGUGGGACACACUUAGACCAUAAGGUCCGUUGUGAUACCGUAAAUGGGUUGGCCCAUCCCCGU
Messenger RNA from Chrysoperla carnea, 1736 nucleotides. RefSeq names its product lysoplasmalogenase-like protein TMEM86A. Gene Ontology annotation, cellular component: membrane. The coding region runs from base 56 to 856 and encodes 266 amino acids. NCBI's taxonomy places the organism in Eukaryota, Metazoa, Arthropoda, Insecta, Neuroptera, Chrysopidae. The record is from RefSeq and is a predicted model, not a curated record. The transcript has 6 exons.